Messenger RNA from Vigna umbellata (rice bean), 642 nucleotides. Lineage: Eukaryota; Viridiplantae; Streptophyta; Magnoliopsida; Fabales; Fabaceae. The record is from RefSeq and is a predicted model, not a curated record.
AUGACCGGACCAAGACUUACAGGCAAUGAACGAACACUUGACUUGACCAUCCGUAUUCCAUUCGGCCUCAGUCAUCCAGCCUUAACCCUUCAGCCUCGGUCGUCCAGCCUCAGCUAUUCGGUCUGGGCCAUUCGGCCUUGGUUAUCCGGGCUCCACCAUUUUCCUCGGCCAUUAUGGUCUCAGCCAUUCGGCCUCAAGUAUUUGGCGUCGGCCAAUUCAGCCUCAAAGUAUUCGGCUUCAGCCAUUCGGCCACAAGUAUUCGACCUUGGCCAUCUGACCUCAGUCAUUCAGCCUCGGCCAUCCAACCUCGCCCAUCUGGCCUCAGCCAUUAGGCCUCGACCAUCUGGCCUCAGCCAUUCGGCCUCGGUCAUCUGGUAUCGACCAUUCGCAUUCGGCCAUUUGGCCUCAAGUAUUCAGUCUCGGCCUUGGCCACCCCGCCUCGGCCAUACGUUCUUAGUGAUUCGAACGCCAUCCGGCCUCGACAUGCAGCCAUCGACAUCUGGCCUCACCAUUCAGCCUCGGCCAUCCGGCCUCAAGUAUUCAGCCUCAACUAUUCGGCCCAAAGUAUUUGGCCUCGGCAAUCCGACCCUAGCCAUUCGACCUCGGCCAUCUAGCCUCAGCCAUCCGGCCUCGAUCAUUUGA